This is a messenger RNA of Branchiostoma floridae (Florida lancelet), 1915 nucleotides long. Its product is annotated as kelch repeat and BTB domain-containing protein 8-like. Lineage: Eukaryota; Metazoa; Chordata; Leptocardii; Amphioxiformes; Branchiostomatidae. The transcript has 5 exons. The record is from RefSeq and is a predicted model, not a curated record. Bases 1 to 1752 code for a protein of 583 amino acids. Gene Ontology annotation, molecular function: protein binding.
AUGGCCGCCUCAGACCUCGAACCCCACGCCAGUGCAGUUCGUCCUCGUUCCUACCAAAAUGAGAGCUAUCUGCACGGGUUUCUUGGAACUGUGGGCGACUUGCAGAAGGCUGGGGUACUGCAGGAUGUCGUCAUUGAAGUCGAGGACCGGCGGUUUCCCUGCCAUCGGCUUGUUCUGUCCGCGGCCAGCCCCUACUUCAGGGCCAUGUUUACAAGUGACAUGGCGGAGAGUCGGCAGAAGACGGUUACUUUACAGGGUUUGGAUGCAGGCGCUUUCGGGGAGAUCCUGAGUUACAUCUACUCAGGAACUCUCAAUGUGGACAAAGUGCAGCCCCUGUACCAGGCAGCCGACCUCCUCCAACUGGACUAUGUGAGAGACACCUGCAGCAGCUACAUGGCCAUGAGCGUGCAGAGCUCCACCAGUGUGGACCUGUACAAGUUUGCUGAUGUCUUCUCUCUGGACAGAGUUCUAAAGCGCAGUCUGCAUUUCAUCUGUAUGCACUUUGCUGAGGUUGCCUCCAGAGAGGAGUUCUGCAGCCUGAGUGUGAAUCAGCUGACUGAGAUCAUCAGCCAUGAUGAGCUAGAUAUUAAAGAGGAGACAACAGUACUGCACCACCUACCCAGCAUCCUCCCUCACAUCCGCUUCAGCCUGCUUACUGCAGAUGACACGGCAGCCAUAUUGGAUCACCCCCUGGUCAGGGAGGAUCCUGGGAGAUCUGCCAUCAGGAACGUGGUGAAGGAGGCCUCCAACGAGAAGAAGAGAGCGGGGAUGGACACACUGGAAAUGGCCAUGAUUUUUAUCUGCGAUCGUUUUCAUAGGACCAAAGGCAAUGAGGUCCUCUACAUGAAUCCCAGGGCAGGGAAGUACAUCACCUGCAGGUAUUCUGAGGAGGAACUGCCGAAUGUUUGUCCUAUGGCUGUUGCCAGUGGCAACAGUAUUUACGUCAUGAAGAGUGGAGAUCCAAUGAUAACCAAUGAGUUGGCUGUGUUGGAGUACAGCCAUGCAGGCAAUGUGUGGCAGCGGGCUAACAUGUCCUCAUUUUGUAGGCCUAACAUAAAUGACAUCGAAGAGUUUGAUGAGUUCCUUGUUGAAGUUGAUAAGAUUUUGUAUUACAUUAUCGUGGAAACGUUACUAGACAGUACAUCGGUGUGGAUGAGAAAGUACGACAGGCACACAGACCAGUGGCAGAAGUGUUCACCGCUGCACCUCAGGAUCAGCAAACCAACAGGGGUAUGCUCUUACUACACGGCUGUACCCUGUGGUUCGCACAUCUAUUUCCUCAUGGAGCCAGAAAUGCAUCGCUACGACCCGAUCCAGGACUGUUGGUGUAAGCGGACCCCAGUAUCGGAACUAGACUGGUAUGGAAUCUGGACGGCAGCUGCCAUGGGAACCGAGAUCUUCUGCACAGACACAGAGUUCACCAAGACCUUGGUGUACGACACAGAGUCUGACAGCUGGCAGGAACUGCAAGGCUUGCCAAACCGAGACCCAGAACUUGACAGCAAUGACUACGUCUUCACAGUCCUUUUUGUACUGGAGAACCAGCUGCAUGUAUUGGUUAAGAUAUUAAAGACAGCCUUACAACCGUCAGAGGAGGCUGUGUAUGUGUAUGACAGGUCUACUGAUACCUGGAGGGACUUGGAGGCCAACGUGCCUAGCCUAGAUUUUUCAACACAGUCUGGGCUCUGCCCAGUGGCACGUAUAUACCUACCGUGUCUUACUGCAAAGGCUAUAGGUGCACAAGGGCACUGACUUGAGUACAGCAUGCCCUUAGAAAAUGACUGAUAUAUGGUUAGCCCUUUUUUGUCAGAUCGAACUGCACAUGAGUAGGUCAAUGGUUUUUCCCCUGAUUUGGGAAGAGUUGUUGUCUCAACCAUGCUUUAAAAAUAUAAGAUUUUCUUCUUUCAGAUCAAGC